AUGGCGGGCUCUCGUAGUCUUUACAGCACAGCAAGUCUCCUUGCGCUUCUCCUCCGACCAACAUACACAUCAGCACAAUCCGAUCCACUAUCUUGCGCUAAUGUUGGUUGUCCUGUCCUCGACGACACCGCAAUCUCGAAUUGUUCAGUGGCGGGUACAAGUUAUCCCGUCAUAGGCCUCACCUCAAUCCGAACUCUCUCUGAAUCGAACGUCGAAUGGACAAUCGCAGUCAAUCAAUCCAAGACUGGUAACGAUUCGCUCAUCAAUCGUGCUUUCUAUCUAGGCGUCGAGUCAAGCGAUGUUCUCGACUCGCAGGGCCAAUCAGCAUGUUCUUUCUUCUUCACAACACCCGACGGUGGACCUCUAUUUUACGACCCCAUGACUUCCGUAUCUACAGAUUGUACCAGCCGCGAUGGAACGGAAUUCAGCAAUCAAUGCAUUUCGGACCUCAAGUCCCAAGCCAACAACUUAGCCACCUCGAAUACCGCCAUCUGCAACUCUAUCGCACAGACCUUGCAAGACAAUCCCCCGUCCUCUUGCCUUUGGUCCUCUGGUACGAAGGUUGUAGCUGUACCUCUUACAGGUCUCUUGGCACCGAAACCAAUCUCUGCAGCCGACAACGAAACAUCGAAUUGCUGGCCAACAUUGCCAAAGACUAACGAGCUGAUUCCGGUGUGGACGGCUAGCAUCUACGCCUCCACUGAGAACGAUACCGUCGUCAGGAGCGGCGCAGGUACUACACCAGUCAUGACAAUUUUCUUUUCGCAAGGCAACGAUGAGAAGUCGAGCACCGAGUUGGUUUGUUUGCGUCCUGUAGAUUUGAAUGAUAAGAGUGCUCAAACAAUGGAGGAUGGCACCAGUGGGGCUCAAGGGAUCGCUUACCUUGACAACUGCGACCUCCACAAUUUCUCCCUCGUCAAGCGGCUGUUCAACGACGUUUCAAGGAGACAUCUGUACAGAAACAUCGUCAUCAGAUUUUCCUCACCAGACUUGCUCGACAUUGCGGUUGCCACUUGGGCUCGUAUACUGAAGCGUGCCAACGCUUUCAAAUAUGUACGACAUGUCAAAGUACUUGCGAAACAACUCCACGAUUACCGUCGUGACUGGGAUGGCGAUUUCAACCUGUGCGGAGAUGAUCCUAAAGCAACUUGGAAGUACUGUAUGGUGAAACAGUUCGGUGAUUGGACAUGGAAUGAUCUCAGUCGCUUCAUGUCCAAUUUUCCCAAACUACAAGAACUUACAUGGGGAUGUGAAGAGCAGAUUCCUGCCUCUGUUUUCAGAGGCGUCACUCAGAACCACCCAGGCCUUCGGUUGCACAUGCGAAAUUUCAAGCUGAAAAGCCUGAACAAGAGUCCCAGAUACCCAGCAGUUUCUGCAUUGACUCCUUACGAAAUUGAGCUGGCUACUUCACCGUGUCUUUCCAGCAUAACCAUGUGGCUUCGAGACGUAUAUACGCAUGCCUUUGAACAUACCAUCAUGGACAUGCUUGCAGGUGCGGCACCAAACUUACGAAAAGUCGAUUUGUACGCGACCGACGUCGACCACGAACGCGAAAUUGCACCUAAGCAUCGGCGAGGUGCUCAACCCCCUACACCCUCUUCAAGUCUGGGUUUAUUGCGGCACUUUGGAGUACACACGAACGAACAGCUUAACGCUCUGACAGAGCAUAGUCUUGUGACAGAUUUCUCGAGAUUGGAAAGUCUCGAAUUACAUCAUGUCGUGGGAACCGCAGAACUACGCUGGCUGGCUGACGUACACCUUCCAGCUCUCGAGCAUCUGGCAUUCAAUAUGACUGACAUGUCCCGUGAUGUUGAUGUGCCUGCGAGUGAGUUUGUGGCAGAAAUGAACGAAGUUGUUAUGGAUCUCAUUCCUUCCUUACCUGCUUUGCAAAGCAUCAAGAUGGCUGGACCGUUCGAAGAACAAACGAUCAGAGUCCUGCUUGACCACUGUGGCCACAACUUACAACGUCUGCUAUUGUCAACCUACAAUCUGGAUUCGAUCUACGAUGCGUUGCUCGUACCAGCAGCUACUGUUGAUGGGGAUCUUAUCCAAGAGAUUCGACAAAAGUGCCCGAAUUUGGAGAAGCUAGCUCUGACAGUUCUGAGGUCAAAGGACGAUCCUGCUGAGUUCGCCAUAUACCGUGCUCUCGGAACAUGGAGUUGA
This is a messenger RNA of Aureobasidium namibiae CBS 147.97, 2163 nucleotides long. RefSeq lists its product as uncharacterized. The transcript has 3 exons. The record is from RefSeq and is a predicted model, not a curated record. NCBI's taxonomy places the organism in Eukaryota, Fungi, Ascomycota, Dothideomycetes, Dothideales, Saccotheciaceae. The coding region runs from base 1 to 2163 and encodes 720 amino acids.